Molecule: messenger RNA, 3395 nt
Organism: Dicentrarchus labrax (European seabass)
Lineage: Eukaryota; Metazoa; Chordata; Actinopteri; Moronidae
Gene: thbs4a
Product: thrombospondin 4a
Exons: 23
Coding region: 134-2995 (953 amino acids)
Biological process (GO): cell adhesion
Cellular component (GO): extracellular region
Molecular function (GO): calcium ion binding
Source: RefSeq, a predicted model, not a curated record
AGCCAUCUCACCUCUGCUGGGAUUUAGCUUGAACAUCUGGAUCCAUCAUUCUGUUGGACCACUGUGUUAAAAUAGGUGAUUAAUCUUUGAUACUCUUAUUGAUUCACAAGGAGCACAGCUUACUGAAGCACUGAUGAUGGGUGUGUGGGCAGGAGCAGCGGCUCUGUUUCUGGUGCUGCAACAGCUGGUGCUCACUGUCACAGCUCAAGGCAUUGUCUUCGACCUGCUGGAUUCUCCAGACUGCCUGCCAGACUUGCUCCAAGGAAGCCUGAAGAACAAAGGGCGAGAUGAGGCUUUCCUCCUCUCUUCCUUCAGGCUGCACAACAAGGGCCCCACCUCUCUCUUCAGUGUCAUCAACCCCAAAGACAACACCAAGUACCUGGAGCUCAGCUUGCUGGCCAAACUGAGCAAGGUCACCAUUCGUUACCAGAAGACUGAUGGCAGAUUUGCCACAACCAGUUUCAACCACGGCUCCCUGGCAGAUGGCCAAGAUCACCAUGUGAUGCUACAUGCCAGCGGUCUACAGCGUGGUCCACAUCGCCUCAACAUCUAUAUAGACUGUAGACUGGUACACACUGUAGAUGAUCUACCAGCUGCAUUUGGGUCACUCCCACCUGGUCCCAACAAAGUGGCACUUAGGACCCUGCCAUCGAGUGGACAGGAUGAACUGACAGACUUGAAGCUGGUGAUAGACGACACCAUAGACAAUGUGGCCACUCUGCAGGACUGUAGCAGGGAUCAUGGUGAAUCUCUGCAGCUGCUGGGUAUCCAGGGAGGCAGGACCAUACAUGACCAGGCCACCAUAACAGAGCUGAAGACCAUGUUAUCUGAGAUGAAGGAGCUGCUCAACAAGCAGAUUAAAGAGACAGCAUUUCUGAGGAAUACCAUUGCAGAGUGUCUUGUCUGUGGUCUCAGGGGCAGUCCAACCACCCCAGGUCCAGCUCCAAGUCCUGGCCAGGUUCUCAUGCAGCCUCAGCCUCUGACUCAGUGCCCACAUGGGACCUGUUUCAGACGGAACAUGUGCAUCCGUACGGAGUCAGGUUUCCAGUGUGCCCCCUGUCCAGAUGGAUAUACAGGGGAUGGAGUACGGUGUGACGAUGUAGAUGAGUGCCAGUUUAACCCAUGUUUCCCUGGUGUCCGGUGUAUUAACACUGCUCCUGGUUUUCGCUGUGGGCAAUGCCCAAUGGGAUACACUGGACCAGAGCUAACUGGAGUGGGAGUGAACUAUGCUAAGUCACACAAACAGGUGUGUGAGGAUAUAGAUGAGUGUGUGGGCCCGCCGGAGAAUGGAGGUUGCACUGCCAACUCAAACUGCUACAACACUAUAGGAUCCUUCCGCUGUGGAGAGUGUAAAACUGGUUUUACAGGUGACCAGGUGAGAGGCUGCCAUGGUUCCAGGCUUUGCCCCAAUGGUCAACCCAACCCCUGUGACCUCAAUGCUGAGUGUAUCGUGGGUAGAGAUGGCAGCAUUAGCUGUGCGUGUGGUGUUGGUUGGGCAGGUAAUGGCUAUGUGUGUGGAAAGGACACAGAUAUUGACGCAUAUCCUGACAACAAGCUCCUGUGCAGAGACAACAACUGUAAGCAGGAUAACUGUGUGUUUGUGCCAAACUCUGGCCAAGAGGAUGCAGACAGGGACGGGCUGGGUGACUCCUGUGACGAUGAUGCAGACAGUGAUGGCAUUAUUAAUAUAGAUGACAACUGCUGGCUCAUUCCUAAUGUGGACCAAAGGAACAGCGAUAAGGAUCUCCAUGGCGAUGCCUGUGACAACUGCAGAACAGUCGAAAACCCCUCACAGAGAGAUACCGAUCAGGAUGGGCUGGGAGACGAGUGUGAUGAUGAUAUGGAUGGGGAUAACUUGAAGAAUAUUCUUGACAACUGUCAGCGAGUCCCUAACCCAGACCAAAAAGACAGAGACAACGAUGGGGUGGGAGAUGCCUGUGACAGCUGUCCUGAUAUGGUCAACCCGAACCAGUCUGACUCAGAUCAUGAUCUUGUAGGAGAUACCUGUGACGACAACAUAGACAGUGAUGGUGAUGGCCACCAGAACACAAAGGACAACUGUCCCACAGUCAUCAACUCCGCUCAGCUGGACACUGACAAGGAUGGAAUGGGGGAUGAAUGUGACGAUGACGACGAUAAUGACGGCAUACUGGAUGAUUAUGACAACUGCAGGCUAGUUGUUAACCCAGACCAAAAGGACACAGACAAGAACGGAGUUGGAGACGCAUGCGAAGGGGACUUUGACAAAGACAAUGUGGUUGACAUAAUCGACCACUGCCCAGAGAACGCUGAGAUCACCCUGACAGACUUCAGAGCCUAUCAGACCGUGGUGCUGGACCCAGAGGGUGACUCUCAGAUUGACCCCAACUGGGUGGUCCUCAAUCAGGGCAUGGAAAUAGUUCAGACCAUGAACUCUGACCCUGGCCUUGCUGUAGGUUACACAGCGUUCAGUGGGGUUGACUUUGAAGGAACCUUCCAUGUGAACACGAUGACAGAUGAUGACUACGCUGGCUUCAUCUUCGGCUACCAGGACUCCUCCUCCUUCUACGUGGUGAUGUGGAAACAGACGGAACAAACAUACUGGCAGGCUGCGCCCUUCAGAGCUGUUGCUGAGCCAGGAAUACAGCUCAAGGCUGUGAAGUCUAAGACGGGUCCUGGUGAGUAUCUGAGGAACUCCCUCUGGCACACAGGAGACACCGCCGAGCAGGUUCGUCUUCUGUGGAAGGACCCCAGGAACGUUGGCUGGAAGGACAAGGUCUCCUACCGCUGGUUCCUCCAGCACAGACCACAGGUUGGAUACAUCAGGGCCCGCUUCUUUGAGGGUUCGGACCUGGUGGCAGACACAGAGGUGAUAAUUGACACCAGCAUGAGAGGCGGGAGACUGGGCGUGUUCUGCUUCUCUCAGGAAAAUAUAAUCUGGUCCAAUCUGAAGUACCGUUGCAACGACACUAUUCCUGCUGACUACCAGGAUCUCAAUGCCCAGAACACACAGUGAGGCCAGAGGAGAGUGAUACAUCAAAGAAACAUUGGAUAUGGGAAUGAAAGGGGCAGAGCUGCACUGCUGAGAAUGAAGAGGUAGAGGACAUGAGUUAGAGAAAGAAAGAUCAAUGUGUGAGGGACCACGGUGGACAGUUUUGGUGAAAAACUUGGGUGGUUGAAUUUUAUCAUUCAAGCAAGAGGGUCUUAGUAAAGCAUAAAAUUGGGCAUUAUAUACUUUAACUCAGUUUAACUGAAGCCAGUACAAUCUUGUGUAAAUCAUCAGCAGGCUCUGUGUAUGUCGAAGUAGCAUCAUCUGCGAUUUCAUCAGUACUAUAUGAGUGCUUUUUAAGAUGCAAUACUGUUUUUGAAUAUAUUGUACAAGUACAAUAAAAUCCUGAGCAUUCCACAAAAUCAAA